AUGGCCUCAACACUAGCUAUCGGAGCCGGAGUCGCGGUUGCCGCUUUCCUCGGCCGAGCAGGAGUUGUCGCAUGGAGGCGAUCGCGCGGCGGUGUCGGUGCGCUGGGCAAGGCUUUCUACAAGGGAGGUUUUGAGCCCAAGAUGAACAAGCGCGAGGCUUCUCUGAUUCUGUCGCUCAAUGAAAGCGCCAUUACAAAAGACAAGAUUCGCAAGCAGCACCGAAAUCUCAUGCUGCUCAACCACCCCGAUCGAGGCGGUAGCCCGUAUCUGGCCACAAAGGUCAACGAAGCAAAGGAGUUUCUCGAAAAGCAUUCAUGA
Molecule: messenger RNA, 318 nt
Organism: Pestalotiopsis fici W106-1
Lineage: Eukaryota; Fungi; Ascomycota; Sordariomycetes; Amphisphaeriales; Sporocadaceae
Product: Mitochondrial import inner membrane translocase subunit tim14
Exons: 3
Coding region: 1-318 (105 amino acids)
Biological process (GO): protein import into mitochondrial matrix
Cellular component (GO): PAM complex, Tim23 associated import motor
Molecular function (GO): ATPase activator activity
Source: RefSeq, a predicted model, not a curated record